This is a messenger RNA of Dalotia coriaria, 3093 nucleotides long. RefSeq names its product ankyrin repeat domain-containing protein 27-like. The transcript is spliced from 3 exons. Gene Ontology annotation, molecular function: guanyl-nucleotide exchange factor activity; SNARE binding. Bases 295 to 2937 code for a protein of 880 amino acids. The record is from RefSeq and is a predicted model, not a curated record. Lineage: Eukaryota; Metazoa; Arthropoda; Insecta; Coleoptera; Staphylinidae. Gene Ontology annotation, biological process: early endosome to late endosome transport; neuron projection morphogenesis. Gene Ontology annotation, cellular component: late endosome; transport vesicle; plasma membrane.
UUGUGAUCGCCGCGAGUGAAACGCACGAAAUUUAAUCGUGCUCACAUGGACGAAUAUUUUGAAUAUGUGCUUGCAUCGUGCCAAUCGAAGAUACCAGUGAACAAUGGUGAACCUGUGCCACUUCCCGAAUUGAAAAUCGUAGCGGUCGUGCACGUAAAUAAACAAUGUAAGAAUCCAGUGUUUAUCUUCUUUGGGUGCAUGUUAUCAAAUUGCGUCUCGACAUCCAGCCGCACACGAUAGUGACCACACCGCUUCGUCAUCGCAAUAAUGUGAAAAACAUCUUAAACACACACAAUGAAUCGUUAUGACGAAAACUUGAAAGAGAAUGCGUUCUACCAGAGGCUCCUGGAUUAUCCUUUGAGUCUGGAGGAUGUGUCCAACAAUGACUGGAUCAUUUGCGUUCCUCGAAGGGGCACGGUGAUGGAACCGAUCACGCUUGACGACAUACUCUCACAUAUUCUAGUCCCUAACGACGAAAUUCCGAACAGAUUCCGAACUCUAAACAAUAUUAUUGUUAAUAUAAAAAACGGAAAGCUGGAUGUUGAAGAUCGUGUUGAUUACAUGAAUUCUAUUGAGAUUUUGUUCGAUGAGACAUUCUAUCACGAGCGCAUGAAGUACAAAGUCUACUGCAUUGAUUUUCCAAUCUGCGGAAAUUACGCUGCAACCAGUCCAAUCAAGGUGAUAAUAAAUUUAAGAGACUGCAUAGAUUUCCUGUGGAUCGAGACGUAUGGCAGGGUUGUUUUCGACAAGAUCACGCAAGUUUGCCAUUCUUCUAUCGCUAGGUACGAAUCAGAUAAUGCCGACACUAGUCCCACCUUGGAGGAUACCAUAGAACGCAUGCGAGAUCUCUUCCAUUUCUGCUUGGACGUCACAUUAGAAUGUAACGUUCUCAGAGAUAAUAUCAAGACCGAUGAUUUACUAUACUUCAAUUUGACAUUAGCGACUGAAACAUACAUGCAGCAUGUACUAAAAGAAUAUCUUUUUCCAACAAUCACUUCGAUCACGUCGUAUGAUGACGGUAAUCUUAACAAACGAACACGAAACUUGCAAGAUAUACAAAUGAAGCACCUCGACCUGCAGGACUUUCAGGAUGUCAUUACUUCAGCGAAAUGCGCGCUUAAAAAGAUAAAUCAAUACAGUACAACACUAGGUAAGAUGCAUUGCUUGAAAACCACAUUCCAAAUUUUGGCGGAUGCGACUGACCAACACAACGAGGAGGUUUUGGUUGACGCGGACGAUUUGAUCGCGCUGUUUGCCUUCCUCAUCAUUAAACUCAACGUGAACAAUUGGAUUGCAAAUCUAACGUUUCUCAAACACUUCAUGUUUUGUCGUACGGAAACGCAGGAUGAGGCAGCGUAUCUUGUUACUACCUUGGAGGCAGCGAUAAAUUAUAUAAACGGCCCAUCGUUAUUCGAGGAGCUGUACAGUGAUGCAAACACUAGUCAGAAUCGUGUUAUAGUCGAGGUUGCCAAUUGUAACUUAGAAAACCUAAAACGUUUGUUUCCCGAAGAAACGCUUGACUUUUGCGGCGAGAAUCCCGAUCACAAUCCAAAUUUAUGUCAUCCACUCUGCGCCUGCGACAAAUGCGAGCAGAUAUUAAUUGAGACGAGAUUAAACACGCUUACUUGUUACGGGUAUACAGACGAUAAAGGUCGAAACUGUUUGCAUAUUGCGUGUAUGUUUGGAUUCUCGGAAAUCGUCGAUUUUUUAUUGCAUAAAGGUAUUCCGUGCCAUGUUGCUGAUUAUUCGGGAUCGUAUCCGCUUCAUCAUGCCGCUCGCCAUGGUCGCAUUGAUCCACUUUUGCUGCUGCUUAAUGUUGGUGCAAACGUGAAUGCAAUGAAUGCGUCUGGUAACUCUGCACUGCACUUGGCCGCCAACAAUGGCCACGAGAAUUGCAUCAAAGGAUUACUGUGUCAUUCUCAACUUCGUGAAAACGCGCUGGAUUUAAACGCUUGUAAUAACUGGGGUGAAACAGCCCUGCAUUUGGCAUCGAAAUGGGGCUACGCUAAGAUUGUGCAAAUGCUCCUACAGUACAAAAUAGAUUUUUCCAUUCGGAACAAACGGAAUGAGACUGCGAUGGACGUGGCCCAAAAUGAAAACAUUAGUAAACUUAUUUUGUCGUUUAUUAAAGCGAACGGGCUGGAAAGCAUCGUGGAAUCUGUUAGAUUUCACACGCCUGAAAUAAACGAGCUGAUUUGCGACACUGAAAAUUCGUGGUAUCAGGGUGUCCGCCCGACGAACUUCGAACAGUUUAAGAAGACUGAUAAACUCUUAAAAGCCAUACAAAACAACGAUCUUCCCCUUAGUUGUUUUUACCUUGGUAUCCCUGUGUCACCACACAUCAACAAUCCCAAUAAACCCACUGAGAUACCGCAAGAUAACGUGAUUCGCGUUCACUACUCACCGCCAACAUGUCAUCCUUUAUGCGACUGUCCACGUUGUGUGAGAAUUAUGGCUCCCAUUCAGUCAGUAUGCGUGGAGGAAGCAAAAUUAAACGUUAACAUAUGUAACUCCGAAGGAUUCACACCACUGCAUGUCGCAGCGCAGUUUGGUCGAUGUGAGAUGCUUCGACUUCUUUUGGACGCCAGCGCAAAUUGUAACCUGCAGACCUAUCAAGCUCUCUACACUCCAUUGCAUCUUGCAGUAAUAAAUCAAAGGGUGCAUGUGGUAAAGGAGCUGUUACUUAGUGGAUCGUGUAAACUUGAUCUUAAAGAUGGAAAAGGAAAUACCGCACUGCAUUAUGCUUGCCGCAAAAACGAUGUGCGGAUUUUGGAUUUACUCUUGACCAAGGGGGCUGAUGCUCAUAUACAGAACAAAGCGGGAAAGACGGUUCUGCACCUUGCACAAGAAAAGUCACUGUUUGCUGCUGUGAAUGUUAUCACGCAGGAUCGAUGUUAUUUGCGGUCGCCGGAUGAAGAUCUUUUUACUAACGAUUAAUACGUGCAAUUGAAAUAUUUAUACUUUAUAUUUUUAUAUUUAUUUAGUGUUAGGUUUGUUUUACACCUCUUCAGUUGUUUUGAUGUUUUGUUAGGUAGUGUUUGCAAAUGCAUACAUAAAUAUGUGUCUUUUCAAAUAUAUAUUUUUCUCACAAAA